GUUAUUUUGAUCGUAUGUGCGACAAAACUUCCUGUUUUGCUCCUGUGCUCCUAAAUAUAACUGAGGAUCAGACAGAUGUGUCCAGAGUAAAACGUGACGUCGCAUCAACAAGAAUGUAUUUUGUUUGACGUGUUCAGUGUUUUUCUUUCCUUAAUGACGACUGUUAUUAUUUGACCUGACUAUUCCCACAGCUUUUAUUUUGAAUAUCAAACCGGGCUGAUGUGUGGCAAACACAAUAUGUCUUAUUCUAAAGAUUGAACUUCAGUCAUUGUCUGAUAACUGCAGCUGUCAGGAGAGCGCAGUGGAGAGAAAUGUGCGGCCUUUGCCUCUGAGAUGUAGUGAAGUAAGAGUGCACGCAAUACCUGAACAUGGCGGCAGUCAGCACCCGGGAAGAGCAGCUCCAGUGCUCGAUCUGUCUGAAUGUGUUCUCGGAGCCUGUGACUACUCCAUGUGGACACAACUACUGCAAGACUUGCAUCACAGGGUACUGGGCCGGCAGCGGCAUACCGCGGUGUCCCCUCUGUCAGAAGAAGUUUAAAAGCAGACCGGAGCUUCAGGUCAACACAGAGUUCAGGGACAUGGUGGAGCGCUUCAACAGCAUGAGGAUGGGGGCCGAAGACACCGUCCCUGCCAAACCAGGGGAGGUGCCCUGUGACGUCUGCCCGGGGCCGAAAGGCAAAGCCCAGAAGACGUGCGUGGUGUGUUUGGUCUCGUACUGCCGGCCUCACCUGGAGCAGCACCAGAGUCUCACCAGGAAGCACCAGCUGAUGGACCCAGUGUCAAACCUGGAGGACAGAGUGUGCACGAAGCACAACAAGAUGUUUGAGCUCUUCUGCCGCGUGGACCAGACGUGUGUUUGUUUCAUGUGCCUGAGAGACGACCACGCAACGCAUGAGGCCGUCCCGUUAGAGCGUGCGUUCACAGAGAGGAAAGCCCGGAUGAUCCAAAUGAUGUCAGAGAUUGAGAUGAUGGAAAACAAGAAAUCCAGGAGCAUCAGGGAAAUCAAACACUCAGCUGAACAGAACAAGAAAGAGUCAGAGAAGGAGAUAGCAGACGUUGCUGAGGCUUUCACCGCUCUGGUGGCGUCUCUGCAAAGGAGCCGGGCUGAGCUGAUGGAGUUGAUCAAGGAGAAGCACAAAGAAGCAGAGAGGCAGGCUGAAAACCACAUGGCACAACUUGAGCAAGACCUCGCCGAGUUGAGGAGGAGGCGAUCGGAAAUGAAGCGCCUUUUACAAACAGAGGAUCACCUGGACCUCCUGCAGAGCUGCCCGUCUCUCCACUCUCCUGCAAACACAUUCAACCCUUUGUCCCACUCCAGCCCUCCACUCACACCAGAGCUCUCCGACGUCAGUCGACGUGGUUACGUGAGGCUGGUGAAAAAAGCGUUGGCUCAGAUGGAAAAGACUCUCAGUAGUGAGAUGGAGAUGCUUAUCCACGAGGUCAGGUUGUCUGAUGGCUGUGAAGCCGCUGCACACACUGAUGCUGCUGAAAGACUGACGACGGAUGAGUUCAUUAAGGAAGGGUGGAAUCCACCUCAGGACCAGCUGAUGAUGAUCCAGCAGUGCCAUGCGGUGGACGUGACCAUGGACGCCUAUACAGCCAAUUCCAGACUUGAGGUGUCUGAGGAUGGGAAACAACUGAGAUUUCACGAUGGCCGUCUGUCUUUUCAUGCUUUAUUUGGGAGAAGAUUUACAUUUCUUCCUUUUGUCCUUGGGAAGGAGGGCUUUUCCUCAGGCAGGUUCUACUACGAGGUUCAAGUCAGCGGGAGUAAAUGCUUUGUCUUGGGAGUUGUCAAAGAGUCCAUUGACAGGGAGACGUUUGGCUUUCCCAUACCAGAAAAUGGAGGCUGGUUAUUUAGUAAACUGACCAACAGAUACCAAGAGGAAUAUAGAGGUAAUUUUGUCGAGCCUCCCCUGAACCUGAGGCAAAGGCCCCAGACAGUCGGGGUGUUCGUCGAUUAUGACAAAGGAGAAGUCUCCUUCUAUGAUGUGGACGCCAGGACUCUGAUCUACUCCUACACAGGUUGUGCUUUCAGAGAGACCACACCAGCGCUAAAAGCCUUUCUCUACUCUAUGGCUGGUGCUCCCUUGAGUGGCAGACCAAAGCUCUACCCUGUUUUCGGUAUGUACGAGACAGGGGUGAACAGGGAGUUCCUCAAUGAAUUUCUUGCAAUCACUCCUGUGGCCCGUACCACUUAAGGUGCUGCAUAUAUCUGAGUAAACAUUAGUGUGUAACAUCUCGUGCCA
Molecule: messenger RNA, 2246 nt
Organism: Acanthopagrus latus (yellowfin seabream)
Lineage: Eukaryota; Metazoa; Chordata; Actinopteri; Spariformes; Sparidae
Product: E3 ubiquitin-protein ligase TRIM39-like
Exons: 2
Coding region: 369-2198 (609 amino acids)
Molecular function (GO): protein binding; zinc ion binding
Source: RefSeq, a predicted model, not a curated record